AUGGAAGAAGAGUACUCAGUCGAUCCAGUUCUACUACUCGAAGCCGCUUCCGACUUUGCCCAUCACCCUGGUGCUCACUCGGAUACUUCAACUCAAGAAUUUCUCACUCGUUUUCCUCUCCCUGCCAUUAUCAGCACUUUGCAAACCAAGGCAGAUUAUCCAGGCCUGGAGAAUGUGCUAGUUGAUUGCUUGGAAAGGGUUUUCAAAACUAAAUAUGGGGCAUCACUUAUACCGCAUUAUAUGCCGUUUGUCAUUGUUGGUCUGGGGGCAGAUUCUCAAAAAGUGAGACGCCUUGCUUGUAAAACUGUAUCUUUCCUUUUGGAGAAUACAGAUAGAAGGAUUGCUGCACAACUAGUUCUUCAGCAUGAUGUCUAUCCACUUCUGCUCAGUUGCCUGAUUGAUGGUGAUGAACAAGUAGCAACUGCAUCAAUGGAUGCAAUUAAGUCUUUAGCUGGUUAUCCUGAAGGAAUGGGAAUUGUCUUUCCAGCAAGUAACAAUGAAGCUACACACCUUGGGAACUUGGCAAUGAGGUGUUCAUCGCUGGGAAGAGUUCGAGUUUUAGCUUUGAUAGUGAGGCUCUUCUCUAUUUCAAGUUCUGUGGCAUUGGAAAUCUCCAAGUCAAAUCUUCUCAAGAUAGUGGAGGCAGAAGUCAUAAAUACAAAUGAUACACUUGUGACUUUGAGUGUGCUGGAACUUUUGCAUGAGUUGGCUGAAGUUCAGCAUGGUAUGGAGUUUUUAUCAAGAACCAGUCUUCUCCAACUGCUUAGUUCUAUAAUCAGCAAUGGAUCUGCUGAAUCCAUUUUAAGAUCAAGGGCAAUGAUGAUAGCUGGAAGGCUUCUCUCCAAGGAAAAUGCAUUUUCAUUCAUUGAUGAAUCUAGUUUUAGAACCAUUCUUUCAGCUAUCGAUAAAAGGUUCGAGUUCCUGGAAAGUACAGAAGCAGAUGAAUGUGAAUGCGCACUUGAAGCAUUGGGUCAAAUUGGAUCAUCAUUCCAAGGAGCAACAUUGCUUCUUUCAACUUCACCUCCUGCUGCUAGACAUGUUGUUAGUGCUGCUUUUGACCAGCAACAACACAGUAAACAGCUGGCUGCGUUGCAUGCUCUGGGCAACAUUGCUGGUGAAACACGUACAGAAAAUAUGGUGUUGAACAGUAAUGCAGAAGAAAACCUUAAACGCAUGAUCUAUGAGAAAGCAUCUAACACGUCAAAGUUGACCCCAUCAGGCCUUCUCCUAUCAGUUCUACAACAGGAUUCAGAAAUUCGUCUAGCGGGAUAUAGAUUGAUUACUGGAAUGGUGGCUCGACCUUGGUGUCUGAUGGAGAUAAUUUCAAGACAGGAAAUAAUUGAUAUAGUGACUGACACCUUUACUGAAACGAAAAAGAUAGGCAUGGAAACUAGACAUAAAUGUUGUGAAGCAAUUUACAAGGCUCUCACAUCAUCAACUAAGCUAAUCAGUGACCCUGACUUCGCUGGGAUUGCUGCAAAGCUUCAUGAAGCAAUCAAAAGGGGUCCUUUCCUUGCAAGGAAGCACACUGAAGCUCAACCUGUGGUAAUGACAGCUGAGAGAUUUUGA
Molecule: messenger RNA, 1569 nt
Organism: Fraxinus pennsylvanica
Lineage: Eukaryota; Viridiplantae; Streptophyta; Magnoliopsida; Lamiales; Oleaceae
Source: the annotation of a GenBank genome assembly